AUGCCCCCGAAGAAGUCAAUCAACCUGCACCGGUGGCCAUGCUCAGUAUCACAGGCAUCCCUACUGGAGCGCAGAGCCGUGACCAGGCAUCGGUACGCGAGCCAGCAUAGCGUUCCCGGAAUGAACUCGUAUGGCCACUAUGUCAACGUAAGUCCCACCUUGCCUUUCGCUGCCGUCGGCAAGACAGUGUCCCCUGCAAUAGUAGCCAAUAACCCUCUGGUCCCUUUCGACCCAAGAGCUAACACGGCGUUGAAGCUAAGCAACAUCGACAUGAAUGCCUACGCGAGCCAGCGUAGCGUUCCCCAGAUGAACAUCCAGAACAACUAUGUCAACUGCGACGAGGAGGUCAAGCAAGAAGAUCACGGUGAUGACGACAGUGUCGACAAGCCAACACCCACGUCCUCAACGCCAGCGCCAGGGCGUUCGUACCAGGGCAACCAACACAUCUUGUCGAAAUCCAGCUCUCCCCCUCCCCUGGUCAAGGUCCCUCCCCUGGUCAAGCCGUCUCCUAGAGGCUUCCAAUGCCAGGGACCCGCCAACAACCAUCGAGUGACGCCCACGACCUCAAACUGGCGCUCCACAUCUCCCGGAACCGCAUCGACAGGUUCGGAUGACUCAUCGACCUACUUUCCGGCCAGCACUCCAACAGCAAGCUCCGCCACAUACGUUCCGCCACACGCUCGCACAGCGUCCACCACCACGACGGCAGCGUCAACCACCAACACAGCAGCACCAACCACACCGAUCAUCGUCGGCCGCGUCAACCCCGCCCAGAUGCGGUGGAUCACCGUCGACGCUCUCCCCUCCAUUUCAUAUGCCGGCUUGACAUCUCCAGCCGCGUCGAUCCAACCAGUGGGCGCACCGGCUGCACCACUGAUCCAAGAGAAGCCCGUGUGGAUGGACGAGAUAAGCCCGGCUGUACUGGACUCGAUGAUUAAUGGCUACGGCGACCAAAGUCACCUCUGGGGUCAAGAGUCAGGAGCUAAUGGCCACAUCCAGGUUGAGACCCUAUCACAGCCAGAGCAAGUUUUGGUACGGGUCGCGACUGUGGCAACGGUUGGGAUUGCACUUGGGUCACUGGGUAGCUGGGUGUCUGGGCUAGUGGCGGAGCGCAAAGAAUUGUGA
Messenger RNA from Anthostomella pinea, 1125 nucleotides. NCBI's taxonomy places the organism in Eukaryota, Fungi, Ascomycota, Sordariomycetes, Xylariales, Xylariaceae. The record is from the annotation of a GenBank genome assembly.